AUGGGGCCUGAGGAGGCAACUGACACCGUGGAAGAGGAUGAGGUGACAUUAGAGGAUUACGAGGAGCUUCUGUUGCAUUCCACUGCCUCAGAAUCACCUCCCAACGAGUGUCGCGGUGACGUUGUGAAGGAGUCUGAUGUACCGCACAGUCUAAACCAACCCCCUGUUGCUUCAACAAUGAAGCUUGUGAACGACAUCCUGGAACUCCUCCCUGCUGACGGCGCAGGAAUUCGACUUACCACAAUCACACCUCUUCUAGACGUGGAGGCUAUAAGUGAGCUUUAUGGAUCUGUUCUUGCUUUCGUGCAAUUGUUUCCUCAUCGCUUUCAAUCUUACCAGGCUGAGGAGGCUGACAGGAGUCUCCGCUGGUAUGUGAGUCGUGCGCAUGCUCCAAGAAGCUCGCCGCUCUCUAUGGCGGUGGAUGGGGUAACACGCGAGGGGAAAGUUAGGGGUGGAGAUGGUAACAACAUGGCCUGGCCGCCAUUGAGAGUGCGGCUUCACAGCACGGAUACAAAAGUUGCCGAUACAAAAUUGAAGUUUAUUCUUCAACAGCUGCAAGACGUGUUACCUACAGACAAACCAAUUUCGACAAAGGGGCUACUACAAACCUUUCCAGUGGAGCUGCAGGAAUCUAUUCGAGAUUUGGGAGGGGGGCUAUUGCGCCUUUUGAAGAAUGUGCUGGCAGCGGCGUACAUAGACCUUAGCGAGGAUACGUCUUUCGUGUCCGUGAAAGGAAUUCUAUCCUCCCAAGGUAUAACAACAUAUCAUGAACUCUCAAAACAAGCAGCUUGUCUGAACACCGUGCCAGUAAUGCCCCUUGCGGAUUACGCAGAUGACGCAUGGGACGUUGAACUUGACCUGGACGAAGAUAAUACUGUCACUCCUGAUGAUGACGAUGGUAUCGAUGGUCUCAAGCCAGACGAUGAGUUUCUUCGAGUUGAUGGCUCCGCCACUGCGGUUGUUCCCAGUACCACGCAGCAGCAGCAGAAGAGGUCGGUGUCUAUACCUCCUGCCCCUCCAAAGCCACCUGAACGAUUGGAAAAAAACCGAACACCUCCACCAUUGCCCUCAACACGAAAAGAAGUUUCUGCUUCAAGGCGGAUGUCAUCCGAAGAACUUCUUAAGGCUCACACAGCAAUGGCUUUGUUGCGUGGACGACGGUCGCCCAGUGAGAUGUUGGACCUAUUUGUUGAGUGCGUUCCCACCACCUACGUUCCUGUACAACAGAUAAAAGUAACAGAUGCUUUGGCGAGGGUGCUUGGACCGAUGAAUAAAAUUCACAAGGUAAUUAAAGUAUACUCUUACUACUUUGAUCGAAAUAAAGAGUCCGACACUGUGCGAUUAAAGCCAACACUUCAGCAUAAACGUCUUGGAGCAGCCAACAUUCUGUAUGAGGCCGGAUCUAAUAAGACAUCUUCUACUAGCCUUAAACACCGUAAAUUACAGGAGACCAGCGUCACUCGGGCAUUUUCUAUCCUGCAUACACCUAUUCGCACAGACAUGGUCUCUUGUUCCCCUCAAAAGAAGGGUGGAGCUUUUGUUGUUUCUGCAUCGGAUACUGCAGCUACAGUCAACAGUUCCUUUUCGGAGUGGUGUGCACUCCUUGAGGCGCUUCCACACGAACGCUACGUAGGCGUCUCGGAGUGGGCAAGUAUUGCCGGCGUUGCGACUUCAGCUGUCAAUUUAUUCACCGAAAAAAAAUAUGAUGCACACUAUUUCUUGACACGCAACACACCUGUGAAAGGAGAUGAUACACUUUUAUGGCGUCUUCGACCGUAUUGGUUGGCACCUGGAUGCACAGGAGAGCUGGGAUCUGAGGACUCUUUUGAGGCUGCUGCAAUUGAGAAACAUCUUAAACCUAUUUGGGUUCCCAUUAGUCGAGUACUUCAAAAAUUGUCUGCCUCAGAAAACCACAACGUUCUGGCGGCUUCCUCUGAAUGCGGCGGGGUUGGACAGUGGCUUCGUAAAUUUGGUCGAAUGUGCUGGGUUGAUAAGGAAGGGACUAAGGUGCGAAAAUAUUGCGCCACCGCCGACCUCGACGAUAUCCUACAUGUUGUGGUGCAGUACUUGCACAGUACUUUAUCCACCACCUUUGUCAACUUGGAGGAGAACAGUGUACGCACCAACAUCUCUGGAAAGUUAACUGAUGCACAGGACAUGCACCAGGACACUGGUAUUUGGCGACUCAUCGAUCACGGUUUGAAGGUGGCGCGGCAGCAAACACUUUCCUUGCAAUCGCAUGAAGAGGAUUGCAUUUAUGAAAAAAAAGCUACACAAGAGAAUCUUUAUCUCCUCUUGAAGCGACAUCCUCAACACGUGGAUGUCAAGUCCGAUGAGGGACAUCUAUGGGCAGCAAAACAUUCUUUUUUUGGGCGAGGCACAUGUAAAUAG
Trypanosoma rangeli is the source of this 2391-nucleotide messenger RNA. RefSeq lists its product as uncharacterized. The transcript has a single exon. The coding region runs from base 1 to 2391 and encodes 796 amino acids. NCBI's taxonomy places the organism in Eukaryota, Euglenozoa, Kinetoplastea, Trypanosomatida, Trypanosomatidae. The record is from RefSeq and is a predicted model, not a curated record.